GUUGUUGACGCAUGUUUACAAGCUCGUCAUAUGCUUGACGCGUUAUAUAUCUCGCUAAAUUACGAGUGCAACGCUAACGGUGGGUUUACCAAGUUUCUUCAGGUUGUUGUCGAUAGGGCUUCCUAUAUUACCCGUCAGCUGCCUGACUGUCCAUGCUGCGAUACUCAUCCUUGUUUGCGUCGCUAUACUACAAAGGUUGUCCAAUUACAAUGGCUGCAGAGGUUGGCCGCAGGAGAAGUCUGCGCAUAUCCACCGCAGGGGCUGCUGUACAAGCUUCCACAAAUCGGCAGCCUGAGCCAAAAGUCACUCCAUCCUCUCGCAGGCGCCAGAGUACUGCAGUACAAAGUUCGAAACGCGCCCCGAAACGAACAAGACAAAGUCAUUCGUCCUCAGCUGCGAAUGCAGCUGAGGAACAGCACGCCGAACCUGAGCCUUCUGAAUUACCGAAGAAAAAGAGGAAGAAAGCGGAGGUUGUGUACACACUCGAUGACUUUCUACCAAGGCCUAUAUCCGACUGGAAAAUAGGUCCCCAUGUCUCUGCUGCCGGUGGCAUUGAAAACACAGUCAUAAAUGCAGCCGCCCUCGGAGCGACAGCAUUUGCGCUUUUCUUGAAGUCUCAGCGCAAGUGGACGGCUCCUCCAUUCAAACCUGAGUCUAUUUCAUUGUUCAAGGACCGCCUGAGGGAGUUUGGCUAUUCUCCAGAUCAUAUUCUUCCUCACGGAAGUUACUUGGUCAAUCUCGGCAAUCCUGACGAAGAGAAGCGUCAAAAGUCAUACGAAUGCUUUCUUGACGAGUUGCAGCGCUGCGAAGAAUUAGGUCUGAAGUUGUAUAAUUUUCAUCCGGGCUCUACCGUUGGAAAGGCUGAAAUCGAGGAGUCGCUAACGUAUAUCGCGGAAUGCAUUAACAAAGCUCAUGAGGCGACUUCUUCGGUGAUAAUCGUGAUAGAGAAUAUGGCAGGUGCGGGGAACGUCGUUGGUGGUGCAUUCUCAGAAAUUGGAGGUAUCAUUAACCAAGUGGAAGACAAAUCCCGAAUAGGAGUUUGCUUGGAUACAUGUCAUACAUUCGCCGCGGGAUACGACAUCAGAACGAAGGAAGGCUGGAAUGCUAUGCUCGACGAAUUUGAUCAUGAAGUUGGCUUGAAAUACCUUCGGGCAAUGCACAUGAACGAUUCAAAAGCCGACCUUGGAAGCAAGAAAGAUCGUCACGAAAAUAUCGGCCUUGGUUACCUCUCGCUCUCUACGUUCGCUCAUAUUGUAGUCGACCCCCGAACGAAGAACAUUCCACUCAUCCUUGAGACGCCUGCCUUCGAUAACCCCGGACCAAAUGUCAGCGACGGCAUGGACGUGUGGAAGAAAGAGGUAGACAUCCUCAACCGACUAUCAAACUGUCAAGACGCUGAAGAUGAUGCUGAUGCUGAGAAGCUGGACGAGUGGACGGAGGAGAUACAGGAGGUGGUGAAUGAGGCCAGUGCGAAGAAAAACGCCAGGGGUGGGAAGGUUGGGUCCAAGGCUGUGGGUAAGAAGAAAACCUCACAAGGUGGCAGCAAGAAAGGCAAGAAGAAUGUCGUGGAGGAAGAAGAGAGUAGUUCAAGUCUGUCAGACGUGGAUUGACCGUUGCUAUGGAGUAUACCGCACGUAUUAUAAUCCACGAGCUGCCGGUAUAGGCAUGCGACGUUCACAGGACUUUCACGCCGAAGGUCCCAGGGUUUAAAUACUGUUACUUGGUACACCUUGGAGGUGAACGCAAUUCCUCAUCGUCCGAUUUCUGUGAAUUUCCUUGCGGAGCUGUUUACGAGAGAAUGGAGUGUACUCACUCAAUCGCCUUGAGGAGGAUUUUUAAAUAAAGAUCGAACGACUGUUAUGCUCCCCUACGAGCCCUGAAUAAAUACGUCAACGGUCU
Molecule: messenger RNA, 1899 nt
Organism: Somion occarium
Lineage: Eukaryota; Fungi; Basidiomycota; Agaricomycetes; Polyporales; Cerrenaceae
Source: the annotation of a GenBank genome assembly